AUGCACCUCAGGACCAUCAUCUGUGGCUUUCUCGUCGCCUGGACCUCAGCUGCUAAUGCCGGCACCAUCAACUGUGUCCGGACGGGGUGUCCGGGAAAAGCCAACCAAAGGUGGCAUGUAGGACCCCCAUCGGCGAAGUGCGGGGAGCUUGUUGAGGACGGCUCCAUUUGUGGAAAGCGACGCUCAAAGAUUUACUACGUCUGCAGUACCUGCAGGUAUACAAUUGUCAGCAACAAGCAAAUGUUACUUGACAGCCAAGAAGGGUGCACCCAUGAAAAUAGAUAUCUGCUUGCUCCUGGGCAAACCCCACCCAACGAUUCAGGUUCAGAUGGACCAUCUGCAGCAGCAUCAGGAGCCCAGCCUACACCCUCAACAUCACCUAGUGGCCUUCCAUUCUAUAAUUUGGGCCAGCAGCCAACAAAUCCUAGUGGCCUUCCAUUCUAUGAUUUCUUCCAGAAAGAAUAA
Molecule: messenger RNA, 465 nt
Organism: Puccinia graminis f. sp. tritici CRL 75-36-700-3
Lineage: Eukaryota; Fungi; Basidiomycota; Pucciniomycetes; Pucciniales; Pucciniaceae
Exons: 1
Coding region: 1-465 (154 amino acids)
Source: RefSeq, a predicted model, not a curated record